AUGCAGGAGCAGCAAGACACCACCGUGAGGGACUUUAGUUUCCUUCUCCGCCCGGAGAUAUACCACCCGCUCACUCCUCUGAACGUCCCCCUUGCCUUCCGCAACUCACCCAAACAGCCCAGCCCAGAUACCUCCUUGGAGGAGUUACUAGCCAAGGGAUUCUACCGCGCCGCCGCGAUAGCAGCGGUCCAAGAGCUUACGUCGGCGGCCCCGGGGUCCCCGCGCAUAGAUCCCACGGACCACAAGAAAAUCUUCAACCUUCUUUACGUACGGUUAUCAUGUCUAACCCUCAUCGAUGCCAUGCCUCAGGCGGCGCAGGAGGUCAAGGCGUUCGAGGACAUGAACAAUCCCAUGUUGUACAUUGAUGAGCUGACGGGAGAGCACCUUGUACCUUGGGACCUUCGCGUGUUGAACGUAAGGCUUCAAGCCCUCGGGUUUGGUGACCCGAGGAGGGCCGUCAUGAGUUUCCACGACCUGGCCCGUGAAGCGCGGGACAAUAUCGCCAGGGCCAAGGCUGCCCAUGAUAAUUCGGCAAGGGAGCUGUGGAAGGACAGAUUGCACACACUGGGGAUUAAAAUCGCCGGUGCGCUCAUCGAGAUGGAUGACUUAUCCGGCGCGGCGUAUCAGCUCUCCACAUUGAAGGACCGCGAGGAUGGCAAGGUGGCGCUUUCAAGGGCGCUGUUAUGGCUUCACAUUGGUAACGCCGAUGAGGCAAGGCAUGUGAUCUCUAGAAGCGGAUCCUCGACGAAGGUGGGCGAGAAGGUCGUCCUCGCUCUCGCCGACAUGGCAGAUGGGGAAUUUGAAGCCGCGCUGGAUAAGUGGCGGGCGAUCAACGAAGAUGAAGAGCAGGGAGAUGAAAUGGUUGGCAUGAACAUGGCCGUUUGCCUCUUAUACAUGGGCAAGAUGUCAGAGGCAAGGGUCUUGCUCGAGGAUCUAGUGCAACAAGGAUUCUCUUCGCACACUCUUCUGCAAAAUUUGUCGACCAUCUAUGAGCUAUGCACUGAACGAAACAAGAAGGGCCUCAAGUUGAGGUUAGCGGAGAAGGUUGCUUCCAUGGAAGAGUCCGAGAGGGGAUGGGAGAGAUUGAAUGUGGACUUUAAGCUGUAG
Messenger RNA from Scedosporium apiospermum, 1107 nucleotides. RefSeq lists its product as uncharacterized. Gene Ontology annotation, molecular function: protein binding. Bases 1 to 1107 code for a protein of 368 amino acids. Gene Ontology annotation, cellular component: Golgi apparatus; TRAPP complex. The transcript has 2 exons. The record is from RefSeq and is a predicted model, not a curated record. Lineage: Eukaryota; Fungi; Ascomycota; Sordariomycetes; Microascales; Microascaceae.